This is a messenger RNA of Macadamia integrifolia, 1398 nucleotides long. RefSeq names its product glutamine synthetase nodule isozyme. The record is from RefSeq and is a predicted model, not a curated record. The coding region runs from base 64 to 1134 and encodes 356 amino acids. Gene Ontology annotation, molecular function: glutamine synthetase activity. The transcript is spliced from 12 exons. Lineage: Eukaryota; Viridiplantae; Streptophyta; Magnoliopsida; Proteales; Proteaceae. Gene Ontology annotation, cellular component: cytoplasm.
AAACAGAGAGGAAACAGAGGUAGAGAGAGAAAGCCUGUGAUUGUUUCUUGAUUCCUCUCAACCAUGGCGUUGCUAUCAGAUCUCGUGAACCUCAACCUCUCUGACACUACAAAGAAGAUUAUCGCCGAGUACAUAUGGAUCGGUGGAUCUGGAAUGGACCUCAGGAGUAAAGCAAGGACUCUUUCUGGGUCAGUUAAUGAUCCGGCAAAGCUACCAAAAUGGAACUAUGAUGGUUCCAGCACUGGACAAGCUCCAGGAGAGGAUAGUGAAGUGAUCUUAUAUCCUCAAGCAAUCUUCAAGGAUCCCUUCAGGAGGGGAGACAACAUUCUUGUCAUGUGUGAUGCCUACACACCAGCUGGAGAAGCCAUUCCCACAAACAAGAGACAUGAUGCUGCAAAGAUUUUCAGCCACCCAGAUGUUGCUGCUGAGGAACCCUGGUAUGGAAUAGAGCAAGAGUACACCCUUUUGCAGAAGGAUGUCAACUGGCCCCUUGGGUGGCCUCUGGGAGGUUUUCCUGGCCCUCAGGGACCAUACUAUUGCAGUGUUGGUGCUGACAAAUCUUUUGGGCGUGAUAUUGUUGAUGCUCAUUACAAAGCAUGCCUUUAUGCAGGCAUCAACAUCAGUGGUAUCAAUGGAGAAGUGAUGCCGGGCCAGUGGGAAUUUCAAGUUGGCCCUGCUCUUGGCAUCUCUGCUGGGGAUGAGUUAUGGGUGGCUCGCUACAUUUUGGAGAGAAUUACAGAGAUUGCUGGUGUUGUGGUCUCUUUUGAUCCAAAGCCCAUUCAGGGUGACUGGAAUGGAGCUGGUGCUCACACAAAUUACAGCACCAAAUCCAUGAGAAGUGAUGGAGGGUUCAAGGUAAUCAAGAAGGCAAUUGAAAAGCUUGGAUUGAGGCACAAGGAGCACAUUGCUGCUUAUGGAGAGGGCAACGAACGCCGACUCACUGGACGACAUGAAACUGCAGAUAUCAACACAUUCAAAUGGGGUGUCGCAGACCGUGGAGCUUCCAUCAGGGUUGGGCGUGACACGGAGAAAGAAGGUAAAGGUUAUUUUGAGGACAGGAGGCCUGCAUCAAACAUGGAUCCCUAUGUGGUCACUUCCAUGAUUGCAGAGACAACCCUCCUCUGGAAAGCAUGAGGCUUCAUUUAUGGCUACCAUUGAGGUGGUGUUUCUCAUGGGAUCUACUUGCUGUUUCUCUUUGUGCCAAGGAUUGAUUUGUUACUGGAUUUACUUCUUUUCUACUACUAGAAUUGCAUGUAAUGUUAUAUUAGGUUGGUUAGUGGGUCUUGGCCCUUAUAAAUUGGAGGUUUAGGCAGGUUAAUUUAUGUUUCCUGUCUUCUGAUUUUUCCACUUGUUCAAUAACAGUAACAUCAAUAAUAAACAUGAGAGGGCUUUUUCUUA